Lolium perenne is the source of this 555-nucleotide messenger RNA. The record is from RefSeq and is a predicted model, not a curated record. Lineage: Eukaryota; Viridiplantae; Streptophyta; Magnoliopsida; Poales; Poaceae.
AUGAACUCAGCGUACACCCGGCUCUCCACAUCGGGGAAAUUAAGCUCCGACCACGGCCACCCGAACCUCCAUGCCACCGUAUUUGCCGCCGCCGAUCUGCACGCCCUCACCGUCCUCUCCGCUGUCAUCGCCCGAUCUCGCCGGCAUGAGUCUCGAAGCGACACCGCCGGCCGCCAGAGCUACUCGCAGGUCCCACCACCCUCUCCCGUGGCCGCUGGAGCUCCCGCCACCCUAACAACCCCCGCCACCUCCGCCGACGCCGUGAACCUGGUCGCGUCCACGAGCUUCCUCAAGCGGCGGCGCGUGGGAACGCAAGUGGUCCCACAAGUAGGUGUUGCGGCUACCGGUGUUGUCCUGACUGUCCUCGGCCGGGCCAAAGGGGUCGCCGCAGCCAAGGCGACCACGGAGCCGAAGACAUACCGCGCCAAAUCGAAGACCUCAGCGCCGAAGAGGAAGAAGUCGAAGACCACGACGAGCCGUGGCGGCCCGGUCCCGCUCCCGACCCCGCUCCCAGACCCGUCGCCGCUGGCGGGUGCCAACGCGGAUGACGCCUGA